UUCUUUUUGUUUAUUUAUUGUUAUUAUUUCCUUUUUUUUUGUUAUUCAUCCGUUCUUUUUCGUCAGUUGUCAAAUCGCUAGGAGUUUUUCUGGAUUUACCAGAUGAAAUGUCCAGUUCCAUCUGCAAUCGCACGGCAAAGAAAUGGACAUAUUUAAAGGAUGGACAAUUACUUGCAGCAACUUUUGUGUGGAAAAUUGUGUGUUUCGUUGUUGGUCAAAUGCAAUUUAUUUCGUGUUCCCAAAUGGAUAGAAAAAAGGCCGUUUUAUUGGUUAUGCAAUUACAAAUCGUUAUCCUACUUUCCCUCCUCAUCACCUGCGUCUACUCCAGAUCUCUAGGAACACACAGGAAACCUGGACACAAGAAACACCGAUACCACACGGACCUCCCAUGGGACCUGACUCCCCGGAAAAGGGACCACAUCAACCAUGUGGAUGAGUGCUGCCCCUCAGUCACCGAGAUCAUCCAACCCCGGGGAGGCGUCUCCAAAUCCGGUCGAAUCCUCGAACUCUACCGGGACCCAAACUCCACCCAGAGCUUCUACCAAACCUCAUGCCGCGAAGGGGUCAAGGGCCAUCCCUGCCAGUAUGUGGACAGGAGGUCCAUGUGCGUCCAGCGCUACACCUACACCUAUGCGCUGGUCAGGGAGUUCAACAGCAACGGACCUUGGAGGCUGGACUACAUCAGGGUGAGGAGCGGAUGUUCUUGCGAGGUCAAGACAUUCUACGGCAGGAGGAAAAAGGACGUGGCCUGAGUACAGGACAGAGUGGACGAGAUGAGAGGAUAGUGGAUGGAAUCUAGUCAAUCAUCUUUGGGACCUAUCUAAAUCAAUGUACUUAAGUUUUCAUCUUGUUGGAAUAUAGUCAAGUCACUUUGUGAACGCUCAAAGCAAGUGUUGAAAAAAUAUAGUUGUUCUCAAAAAAAAAAAAAAAAUCCAUAAUUAUUUCUUUCAAUUCGUCUGUUCCAAUUGUGUGAUCUAUAUUUCACCGCACGUAAUUGUUGAAAGAUAUUUAUGCAUUAAUUAUAUAUACAUGUGUUUCAUUCGGCAACUCUAAAAAAAAAUCAGUGCAUUUAUUUCCUUGAUCGAUAUUUUUUUUCUGAAAUAAUUUGUAAAAAGAUUAGCUUUAUUUAGUUAUUAUUCUGUGGAACAAUAACGCCAUUUGGGCAAUUUUAAUCAUAAUUUUUUAGUUUAUUAUAUUGAAUCGAUUACUUUUAUUGAAUUCCAGGAGAUGAUUGCAAAAACAAAAACAAAAAUCACUGUUCAGUGUGUAUCAAUGUUUUCUAUCGUGCGAUUGGCAAAACGCAUAUCAGUAUCUGCUUUUGGCCUAAAUACUCAAAGAAAUGGUUAAAAGAAAUCAGUAUUUUGUAAGUUGCUUUUCAGUGUCAAUCUAUUUUAGAAAUUUUAACCUUAAUUGUCUUGAUAUGAUGUCGAUCAUUCGAUAUGAUGUCUUGAUAUGAUAGUCAAUCGAUAUGAUGUAUGAUCUAAAACAUUAAUUAGUUCAUUUGAUAAUUAUUAAUUAGUUAAAUUCAUAAUUUCACACAGAUUCACAAAGUGAUUGUCAAAAAAGAAAUCAAUGCAAUCAGCAUAUCCAUAUUUCUCAGUUCCGAGAUUUUAAAAAGGAAAUUAAUAUUUAUAUUAAAAUUAAAUUUUCGAAUGCUUUUACUGUAAAAUGAAACCAAUUUAAUAUUACUUUAUUUUCUGAAAUUUAAAUUUGUUUCUUAGUUUACCAUAAUUUAUUAACUUCACUUUCUCGAUCAAUGCAAUGAACCACUGAUUUAACAUGGCUGUAAAAAAGAAAUCAUAACAGAUGAGUGAUUGUGUAUUUGUGAAAACUGUAGAAGUGAAUGUUUAAUUGUUAUUUUUCAUUUAAAAUUACUUGUUAAGCCAACCGUAUAUUUUAUUCCCUUAGCCCAGCUGCGGUUGUCCCAUUUCUUUACUGCUUUUAGUAAAAAUUUAAAAUCUAAUUUAAAAAAAUAGAAACAAUACAAUGUUAAACUCAUCGGCCUAAUGAUGAAUAUUAUACCAAAUAAUUAAUAUAAUAAUUAAUAUAUGUAGAUCCCUAACUUAGCCUUUAACAUUUGAUUGUUAAGAGAAGUUAACAAUUUCUCACCAAAUGCUUUUUUUUUCAUAUAUGUAAGGCAUAGUUUCCAACUCAGUUUGAACUAAUUUGAUUUACUUGAACCUUUGUAAGUCAGGAAAAUCCUUAUCCAUUAGAAAUUUGUAUUUGAACUAAAGGUUACAAACUGAAAUUAAAUAAUUGCCGCACAUGUAGAUGGACUUGUUCAAAACCAGUAUUCCAAAUUCAUUAUGGCUACUUAUUGUGCAAUUUUCAAUUAGAAACGCAUCGGCUGCACAUUACAUAGAUUAAACUUCCCAGAACUUUCAGCCUUCAAAUAAGGAAGAAAAAUUCACGCAUUCUUUCACGAAGCAAUGACGGCGGUUUGAAUUUUAGGGCAAUAAUAAAAUUUAUUGUUAAGAGAAGUUAACAAUUUCUCACCAAAUGCUUUUUUUUCAUAUAUGUAAGGCAUAGUUUCCAACUCAUUUUGAACUAAUUUGAUUUACUUGAACCUUUGUAAGUCAGGAAAAUCCUUAUCCAUUAGAAAUUUGUAUUUGAACUAAAGGUUACAAACUGAAAUUAAAUAAUUGCCGCACAUGUAGAUGGACUUGUUCAAAACCAGUAUUCCAAAUUCAUUAUGGCUACUUAUUGUGCAAUUUUCAAUUAGAAACGCAUCGGCUGCACAUUACAUAGAUUAAACUUCCCAGAACUUUCAGCCUUCAAAUAAGGAAGAAAAAUUCACGCAUUCUUUCACGAAGCAAUGACGGCGGUUUGAAUUUUAGGGCAAUAAUAAAAUUUAUUGUUAAGAGAAGUUAACAAUUUCUCACCAAAUGCUUUUUUUUCAUAUAUGUAAGGCAUAGUUUCCAACUCAUUUUGAACUAAUUUGAUUUACUUGAACCUUUGUAAGUCAGGAAAAUCCUUAUCCAUUAGAAAUUUGUAUUUGAACUAAAGGUUACAAACUGAAAUUAAAUAAUUGCCGCACAUGUAGAUGGACUUGUUCAAAACCAGUAUUCCAAAUUCAUUAUGGCUACUUAUUGUGCAAUUUUCAAUUAGAAACGAAUCAGCUGCAUAUUACAUAAAUUAAACUUCGCAGAACUUUCAGCCUUCAAAUAAGGAAGAAAAAUUCACGCAUUCUUUCACGAAGCAAUGACGGCGGUUUGAAUUUUAGGGCAAUAAUAAAAUUUAUUGUUGAAAAUUAGGCAAAAAUGUAUAUUAAAAAAACGUGUAAAACAUUCAGGGAAAGGUUGUACGGCCCUCUCCUAAGUAUAUAUAUAUAUAAUAUUUAACUUCAAAUUGCAAAAAAAAUAAAAUUUUUACUUUAGCAUUUUUGAAACUUUUGGCUGAAAAACGCCAAAAUGUCACUUAAUUUGCAAUUGAAUAAAAUUCUAACUACAAUUUUUAAAAAAAAUCACCCCGAAGUGAACGAUCAUUAAAUUGGCGCCAGUAAAAAAAUAUUUUUUAAAUUCCAAAAUGGCGAAAAAAUUAAGUUUUUAUUUUAGCAUUUUUGAAACUUUUGGCUGAAAAACAUUAAGAUGUCACUUUAUUUGUAAAUGAAUAUAGCUCUAAUUACAACUUCAAAAAAAAAUCACUUCCACGUGUACAUUCUCUUCCUCCAAAGUAUAUAUGUGCCAAAUUUGGUAUAUCUAGGCCAAUCUAUUUGGCCCAUAGGACACCAAAUUCAUUUAUUAUUAAUAGGGUUAGUAAAUUUAACUUAGUUGAUUGAUUUUUUUUUAUCAAAAACAGAUUUAUUCAUUUUCAAUCGCCCUUUUUAUUGUGAUAAUUAUAAAAGCAGUAAUGAUAACCUUUCAUAAUUUCGAAGCACCUUAAAAAAAAGUGAAGUGACAACGAUUUAUUGGUCUUCAAUACAUUUCGAACGAUGUCACCAAUAUUUCAACACAAAGUACAUUAUGUUGCCACUUGAAAGUAAAUAAAUGGUAAUUAAAAUACUCGAAUAAUAUAAAUACACUAACUUUUAAUUGUUUCUGAGGCAUAAUAUGUUGAGACUUCCAAAUUAAUCCAAUGGCAAUGACGUUUUCAAAUUCUGUUUUAUUAUAUCUAACCAUUUCUUGUAUUAAAGUUCCUUUUCUAAGCCUAAUUUGCGUUAUUUAUUAGAGUCAUCGCAUGUUUCAUCAUUAUAAGUGUUACAUUUUCUAACUUAACAUUCCAAUAUAAAUUUCACCUUAGUAUAAUCAAUGUAUUAUCGAUAUCAUUAUUGUUAUUGUUAUCUCAUUUGUAGAUAUAGUGAAACU
This is a messenger RNA of Argiope bruennichi, 4304 nucleotides long. RefSeq lists its product as uncharacterized. Gene Ontology annotation, cellular component: extracellular region. The record is from RefSeq and is a predicted model, not a curated record. NCBI's taxonomy places the organism in Eukaryota, Metazoa, Arthropoda, Arachnida, Araneae, Araneidae. Gene Ontology annotation, molecular function: Toll binding; growth factor activity. The transcript is spliced from 3 exons. Gene Ontology annotation, biological process: innate immune response; regulation of Toll signaling pathway; central nervous system formation. Bases 108 to 752 code for a protein of 214 amino acids.